Molecule: messenger RNA, 670 nt
Organism: Paralichthys olivaceus (Japanese flounder)
Lineage: Eukaryota; Metazoa; Chordata; Actinopteri; Pleuronectiformes; Paralichthyidae
Source: RefSeq, a predicted model, not a curated record
UGGUUUCUCUGACAACAUGGAGUACUUCUUUUUGAAAGGAUUCCUGGUGGUUUUGUUAACACAAUGCUGCACAACUGAAGGUUUGUCAUCAUCGUUGCAAUCCUCCAUGGUGGACACGCACCAAGAUGGCCAGACCUUGCACCGAGAAUCAGAGUUGCCCCCUGCAGAAGUAGUUCCAGUAGUGGCUCCUCCAAGCCUUAAAGAGGUGCAGCAAGCUGUGUUGGAGGCCUCAGAGCAGGUGGAGGGUCGUGGGGCCGAAGAAGUGCUGAAGGAGCUGCUGGAGAGGGUGGUGGAGGCAGCUAUAGGGCAGCAAGUGGGCGAGGGGAAGGCAGAUGAGGGAGCGGUGCAGAAGGUGGUUGAAGAGGAUGCAACGUGGACUGAAAAAAAAGAGGCUGAAGCCAACAUAGAGGCCAAGGUGGUGGAGCAGGUAGUGGGGAAGGAGCUGGAGGGUGAAGAUGUGGGAAUCAAUGGAGGGUAUAUUGAUGUUGGAGAGGAGCAGGAGGGAGCAGAGGUGGAUGCAUUUGAAGAUGUAGCCGAGGAGGAGAAAGGAAUUGCAGAGGUUGAGGGCGAAACAGCAGCUGGGUAUGUGGAGGAGACCACGACAGGUGUAGACACUGGAGAAGGAGAUGGAGCGGAGAGACAGAAGAGACAGCAGGGGAAUCAGCAGUAG